ACAGCAAUGACAGCUCGGAACGCCAGUCUGUGCGCAGACAAUCAGAGACUGCAGAUUUAAAAUUCACGUAAAUAAUCUACGACAUUUAGACUACAUAACUACUUUCCAGUUACAGACAUGAAAGCAAUAAGCCCCGUGAGGUCCUUCAGGAAAAGCAGCGCCAGCUUGUCCGAACACAACUUGGGCAUUUCCCGGAGCAAAACCCCCGUGGACGACCCUCUGAGUCUACUCUACAACAUGAACGACUGCUACUCAAAGCUGAAGGAGCUUGUGCCCAGCAUUCCGCAGAACAAGAAGGUGAGCAAAAUGGAAAUCUUGCAGCACGUCAUCGAUUACAUCCUGGACCUGCAGAUCGCCCUGGAUUCCCAUUCCAAUAUCGCCGCCAGCCUCCAUCACCAGCGGCCAGAGCAGACAGCAUCCAGGAGUCCCCUGACAACCCUCAACACAGACAUCAGCAUCAUGUCUUUACAGGCAUCUGAAUUUCCUACAGAACUAGUAAUGAUGACGGAUGACAGCAGGACGCUCUUUCGUUAAAUUAAUGGUGUUUGGUUCGUGCACAAAAAUCACACAGGACCAGGGAACUGACCUUUUUUUUUUUUUGUUGAUCGCUUUUUUUUUUCUAAUCAAGAAAGAGACUAUUUAAAAAAAAAAGGAUGCUCUCUGUGAUCCGUUAUACCAACUCGGACUUUAAUAGUUCUUUAUCACGAGACUUUUUUUUUUUUUUUGUCCUUUCUUCAAACGGAAGGCUUGUUUGGUAUAUUCCCAAGCCUGGGGUCUAAAGAGAAAUAAUCGCAAGGAGUCGCCCACAUGAAGACUUUACCUUUUUUCAAAGGUGGAGCGUGAACAGAAGACGACUUGGUUAGUUGCUUUAUAAAGUUUAGUCUGUUUGUCAGAAGUGUGACGUCUUUGGCACUUCAAGGACUGGACGUUGUAUAAUUUAAAUGUGUAUGAUGAGUGAACCCUUGUCAACUCUAAUCAGAGUUUAUCUUGUAUAGUAGCAGAGAUUGUACAUUUCUGCAGAAAAUGCAAUGUUGUACUUAAUUAUUCUGAAACUUUUUAUAAAAGUAAUAUUGUAAAUUGUACCUUUUUUUUAUAUAUAUAAAAAAUAAAUCAAAUGCUUUAUUUGAAA
Messenger RNA from Acipenser ruthenus (sterlet), 1129 nucleotides. RefSeq names its product DNA-binding protein inhibitor ID-2-like. Gene Ontology annotation, molecular function: protein dimerization activity; transcription regulator activity. Gene Ontology annotation, biological process: circadian regulation of gene expression; cell differentiation; negative regulation of transcription by RNA polymerase II. The record is from RefSeq and is a predicted model, not a curated record. The transcript is spliced from 3 exons. Bases 118 to 534 code for a protein of 138 amino acids. Gene Ontology annotation, cellular component: nucleus; cytoplasm. Lineage: Eukaryota; Metazoa; Chordata; Actinopteri; Acipenseriformes; Acipenseridae.